AUGAACGUUAAAAUGUGGGAUAAAGUGCCUAUAUCAGAAACUACCACUCAUCACUUUUGGGAGAGUGAAGUGGAGGUGGUCAGGAAGAAGACAAUAGCACCGAAUGGGAAGAAGUUUAAAUACUUUGAUGACAAGGGAAUCUUCAACUUUGUCUUUCUGCUAUGGAUGUACAGGUGGGUUUGGACAGCAGCUAGGAGGUACUUGGACGCUUACAUGAUUCACCCACUUCCACUGGCAGACCAGACAAUCAUCUGGUAUCCUAUAUUCUCAAGGCAUGUCAGCGAUGGUAUCGCAAGCCUGGAGGCAUAUGAAUACAUGGGUAAGGAUGGGCGAAAGCGAGCCCCCAAACCCGUGAAACACAUUUUAUGGCGAGCUAUCUUGUUAACAUUUUGGAAGAGGCUACUCAUUAUUCUAAUAGGGAUUGUGAUUAUGAAUGCAAUUAGUAUGAGCGUCGCCGUUUUUCUGCACAAAUUACUAGAGUUACUCUAUAGAAGGGACUUUAGGUUCAUUACACUGUUCUCUCUGGCAUUUUCUAUCAUCUUAAUUGAGUUAAUAAAGGAGCUUUGUAUGGAUCAUAUAAAUUACUAUUUGCAAAGGGCUAUGCUAAUCAUUGACUCAUGCCUUAGAAUUACAAUAUUUCAACACGGUUUAUGCUACAGAAGGAGUCAAUUUGGAAACUUUCAGGCAAAGGGAGGAGCUUGCAAGAGUAUUAUACACAGCUGCUCUGGAGAGGAUCUCUGUUCUAGUGACCCACUUCUCUGCCCAGCUAGACGUUACAAGAACAAUGAGGUCACACCAAAGAUAUACAGUCUUAUUCUAAAUGACUCAUACUUCAUUCCGUUUUUCAUUGAUUUUGUAACAGGUUCCAUAUAG
Messenger RNA from Theileria equi strain WA, 873 nucleotides. RefSeq lists its product as hypothetical. NCBI's taxonomy places the organism in Eukaryota, Apicomplexa, Aconoidasida, Piroplasmida, Theileriidae. Gene Ontology annotation, cellular component: membrane. The record is from RefSeq and is a predicted model, not a curated record. Gene Ontology annotation, molecular function: ATP binding. Bases 1 to 873 code for a protein of 290 amino acids. The transcript has a single exon.